CCAGGUGGGAAAUACAUUUCAGAAUUCGUCCUUGCAUGUGCCGGGAGGCGAGAGAGGAGAUUCCAGCCGAGGCUCGGGGCAGACCCCCGGUGCAGUUCCUGCUCUGGCCGCCCCGCGGCGCUCUCGGCCCGCAUUGCUGCUGCUGGGCGGAGCGGGGACACCAGUGAGACACCAGUGUCACGCCAGUGUCACACCAGCGGGAUGCUGCGGGGUUGGCACCGGCUGAGAGCCCGCAGAAACGCCCCGGUUGCUCGGGAAUACGCCCUGGUUUAAAGCUUUUCCAAAGGAUGUGCUGGGAAUCGCCGCAUCGAGACGCGCCUGGAAAAGCCGAGAGCACAAAGUGAAAGACGGAGUGUGAAGGACGGAGAUCGCCCCACAGGGCCGUCCCUGCGGGAUUUGGGAGGAUUUCUCCGGAAGUCUGGGGUAGCUCAGGGUCGGUUGGUUGGUAAGCACAGAGUUACUGCUGGGAGAAAUGAAUGUUUGCUUUUAACAGACUGAUGAGGACAGCACUCGCUGUUCCGAGUGCAGACAGGGGGAGGAGGCUGUGUGUGUCUCAGAAAAUGAGCCUCAGAACAGGUACCCGUGGUUUUUACAACACAACCGAGAGCCGGAAGGUUAGCAAUGAUUCUCCCGGCUUUCCUCACGAUUGCAGCCAGCCGAGAGCUCCGGCCCCAGCUCCGCGGGAUAGCUGGGAAUUUGGGAUGCAGCCUGAUUGUUACAGGGACAAAAUAAGAAAUCCGUCCUGGGAGCUGUCCGGGAAGGAGAGGUCGGGAGUGUUGGUCUGUCCUUGCAUUCAAGCGUGGAAAACGCUGUGACUCAGGGAAGUGUCUGUUUUUCUGCUCUGCAGGCUCCUUCCGAGCCAUCCUAUCCUCAGGGUGCGCUGGAGGGGAGCCGACGGUGGCUCCAGGGAUGGAGAAGGAGCCUUUAUCCGAAGGGACCACAAAAGUGGGCAUGGGACCGCCGAGAUUUCAUUCAGCGGAUCUGAAUUCCCAGAUGAAGGACCAGGAAGGAUUUUGGAAAUCGAAAUUGCUUCAGAAGUGUGGUCAGAAUUUUGUUUUAGCACUGCUGUGUUCUGAAACACGAAGCCAUACCAGGAACUGAGCAUGAUAUGCUGCUGUAAUGCUUUUCUAGCAUGAAGUUUUAAAUGACAGAGUGAAUAGAACUGCUUUUUUGGUUCUUCUGAGGAUAAAGAUGUCGUCAGUAAAACAAAAGAUGAGGAAGCCUGCAAUACCACUGUAUACCUGAGGAGAUACGUGAAUUCUUUGGCACAUUGAUGCAAAUCUUUCUUUUUAUGGGUAUAGUUCUUUCUUAUGUCCUAAAAUACAGCGUGCCUCCGUCUGGCAGUAUUCAAACUUCUUUUUUUAAAUUAAUACCCAUCCAUUUCACAGUUGUGACCCAAAGGAAAACACCAGCAUUGGCUCUCUAGUGCUGCACGGUAAGUGACCCUCUUUCAUUUCUCCAAAAGAAUUCUGGAUUUACUCUGAAAGAAUAUAAACGUCGGUGGAAGGGCAGCAUCUGCUGAUGAGCAAAGAUAUUGUUACAGCCAAGAGCUCCGUUAGGGAUCACUGUUCUUACACCUGAAGCUAAAGGAAACCAUUUCCUUGCUGAAAUGAUGGCAGCAACAAUAACUGGGCUCUUGCACUCAGGGUAGGAAAUGUGGAGGCUUUUCUCGGCCUGUGUCUUUCCCCCCGCUGCGCAGUGAUGCCGAAGAUUAGGAUAAGGAGAAGGAAAUACGCAUUUCCCUCUCGGAGGUGAAAAAACGGGCACAAAGCAAGUGGAUUACAGGUGUCACAGUUGUUUUUGCGAGAGAAGCCACUUUCCCCGCACAUCUGCUGCUGUGCUUGGCCUAUGGUUUGACUUCUCUGUUGGUGAUAAUGAUGGCAGCUCGAGAGAUGGACGUGCCCCUGGAAGGGAAGACAAGAGGAGCUGCCCUUUGACGUAUUGCAGUGGUUUAGAUCUUAUAAUGCAUCCAAGUCAAGGGGUGAUAAGAGGAAGUCGCCGAAAAUGACUUCGUUCGUGCAAGAUCUUUUAGUAGCUAAAGUUCCCGGGAAUCCUGAAGUCAACCCUAAUUGUUUCUUUCUCUUACUCAUACAGGCACGAAGUUUUUACUCUAAAACAAAUGAAGACAUGAGAGAAUUUCUAGGACUUGACUUCUUGAGUAUUGUUUCACAGCGUCACUCCUUUUUUAGCAAACAAAAAUAAGGGGGAAACAUCUGGGAAAUUAAAGAAAAGGUACCAGACCCAGGAGGGUUCUGAUACUUUAUAAUAAUAAUAAUUUUUAAUAGCCUAGUUUCUUUUAUAGUAAAAUCCGAACUAAAACUGCUAGAGACACAGGUAAAUAAUGCAAGCACUAUUUUGUUCCCUCUUUCAAUUUUUAAUUCUCUAAGAGAAAGGUUGAGUUGGGCUCGCAGGCAGCUGUGCACAUCCUCAGUGCAUUCGUCGCAGAAGCAGUCGAGGUGUAAAUCUGUCUUCGAAGCCAGCCAUGCCUGCCUGACACUGAGUUUUUUAUCUGGUUUCUGGCACGAAUUCUGCCUCACCGUACGCGAAUGUGUUCAGAACCCCUUGAUAUCCCCUUCCACCUCCGUUUUCCCGCGGCUGUUCAUAACAGGUCUGCUGUAGACAUCUCCCUCUUAGCGAGUUUUAUUCUGCCUCUAAUCAUCUCACAAUAAGCCUUGCAAAUUCCUGGAGUUCCCCCCUCAAAUACCUCAUGAUCAAUUAGUUCUUUUCCAUGACACUUUUCCUGAUAUUCCUUGAGAAUCUUUAGAACUUUUUUCUUUACCUCUACCUUUCAUAGUUUCUGUCGAACCUCUGAGUUCAACAGCUUAUUCUUUUAAUGGCCCGUCUAUCAGUGUGAUGAGAGCUUUAUCUUUGCUAUUGUCUCCGUUAUCUCUUCCUUAUCGUUUGUGCAUCGCGGAGUUUAAUUAGGGGCUCCCUGUUUGUUUCUUUGCCUUUCGUAUUAACCGGCUCUUGGCCAUACAUCCUUAAGCAGAUACAGGACUUCAAGUAUAGCAUCUUUUGACAUAGAAAAGUGUAAAAGUCGGGAGAGAUGUGAUACCCAGAAAGAAAAAAUACAGCAUUAGAUGUUGUGUCCUAGGACAGCUUUAUCAUCCUGCUGUGAUGGCGAGCUGUGGUGAUAAUGAAACUUUUACUUAAGGACAAUUCCUUGUCAGCUCCCUGGCACCAGCUCUCGCUUUCAAUAGCUUCUCUGACUCGCCACACCUACUAAUCGCCCUGUGCUGAUUAACAAGUGGAGAGGAGAAGGAAAAUCUCUUCUGUGGCGGUGGAACUUACCGUGUCUACACAAGGCAAACCAAAAGCUGUGCAUGAAGAGUUCGUGGUUGCGAGCUGGGAUGUGAUACCCAGAGCAGCGCUCUGUGUAUGGGUAGGGAUCCCACUUACGAGAGAGGAGAGUUUUACACCUCAUCAUUUUUCUCCUCUUUGGCACAAAGAGUAGGGACUCAAUCAGCAAACCCCGAGCCAGCAGCGCUGCCCCGAUGGAGAGGAAAUAUUCCCCCUUCCGACGCUGGGUGGGGGUGUUGGCCGCGGACCGGAGCGUUCCUCGGUCCGCCCCGGCUUUGCAGACACGGGGAGACAAAAAGCCGUGAGAGCUGAACUGCUCGCAAAGGAGUCCGAGCACUCGGGGGCUUCCAGAUUCCUUCACCCCAAGAUUGCUGGCCCACACCGCUCUUUUUCGGACGCUGCUAAAAAAUGCUGGGAGCCGCCGAGGACUGUGGAUGUCUUUUAUGGAGAGUGAUAGCCUGUGGGAGACGGAGCGGAGACAGAAAGAGGCAAGUGAUCUUGUUUAUUCUGUGUGUUUGCAUGUGUCAGAGCGGGGCUGAAACACUCCGCUACUCCCUGCCGGAGGAAAUGGAGAGGGACUCCUUUGUCGCCAAUAUCGCCAAGGACCUGGGGGUUCCUCUGAGCCAGCUGGCUGCUCGCAAAGCCCGCGUUGUGUCCGAGGGGAACGAGCAGCUUUUCCGACUCAAUCAAAACACCGGAGUCCUGACCGCAAAGGAAUCGCUGGACCGAGAGGAGAUCUGUCCGCAGAGCGAUACCUGCACGCUCGUCUUUAAGAUAUUCUUUGAAAAUCCAUUGCAGCUUAUCCGAGGGGAGGUGGAAGUUCGCGACAUAAAUGACAACUCGCCCGUGUUCCCGGAGAAGGAGAUGGUUUUAAAAAUUCUAGAAACAGCAUCUCCUGGCUCCCGUUUCCCCCUGGAAAGUGCCCAGGACAAGGACAUGGGCAUUAACGGUUUGCAGAACUACAGCCUCGGGCCCAAUCCUCAUUUCUCCCUCUCUCAGGGAACAGGAAAAAAUGGCGUAAAAUACGUGGAGCUCGUCCUACAACGUCAGCUCGACCGUGAAGAGCAGGGGGAAUUGAGUUUACUUCUGACCGCCACCGACGGAGGGUCACCACCCAGGUCGGGCACGGCUCAGGUCCGGAUCGUGGUUGUGGAUGCCAAUGACAACGUUCCUGUCUUCGAAAGGGAGACCUACGAGGUGCGCCUGGCUGAGAACAGCCCCCUGGAGCAGCUGGUGGUCAGAGUCGCUGCCGCGGAUCCCGAUGAAGGAUCCAACGGGGAAGUGAAUUAUGCCUUUGCCCAGGCAUCGGAGCGAUCCCGGCAGCUCUUCCAGCUGAACCAGACCACCGGUGAAAUCCGAGUCGCGGGCAAACUGGAUUUUGAGGAAGCAAAAUCCCACACUAUGGUGGUGAAAGCCACGGACGGCGGAGGGCUGUCUGCGCACUGCAAAGUGCAGGUGGAGGUCCUGGACGUGAAUGACAACGCCCCGGAGAUAGCGCUCACCUCCCUCAGCGCCUCCAUUCCCGAGGACGCCCCGCCACGCACCGUGGUGGCUCUGUUCAGUGUGCGGGACCGGGACUCCGGGGACAACGGCAGGACGGAGUGUUCCAUCGACGGGGACUUGCCGUUCAGCCUCACCCCCACUUUUGAUAAUUACUACGAGCUGAGAACAAACGCGGCUCUGGACAGGGAGAGGACGGCGGAGUACAACAUCACCAUCACAGCCACAGACUGGGGCAGGAAGCGGCUGAGCUCUCAGGAAAGCAUCUUCGUGCAGAUAUCGGAUGUGAACGACAACCCUCCAGAGUUCACCCAGGAGAUUUACACCAUGUCUGUCACGGAGAACAACAGCCCCAUGCUCCGCAUCGGCAGCAUGAAGGCCACGGACGCCGACGCAGGAAUAAAUGCCCGUGUGAACUACGCACUGGUGCGGCAGGAGGGCAAAGAGCAGCCCGAAGUGUCAGUCAACGCUGAAAACGGGGAUGUUUAUAUCCUCCGCCCGCUGGACUAUGAGAAGCAGGCAGAAGUUGCUUUCAGCAUCACGGCUGUAGAUGGUGGGAAUCCACCACGGUCUGGCACAGCUUCAAUCCGCGUGGUAGUCCUGGAUAUAAACGACAACAGCCCGGUAUUUACCCAGACUCUGUAUAAAGUCUCUGUAAUGGAAAAUAGCUCAGAGGACACCAUAGUGGUGGUAGUGUCUGCUAGUGAUUUAGAUGAAGGAACGAAUGGGGAAAUAGUGUAUUCCAUAGUUCAAAAUCCAGAGGAAAAUCUCCAAACGUUUAAAAUAAACCCAGAGACAGGCCAGAUUCGACUCAAAAAGCCUUUGGAUUAUGAAGAAAAAAAGAGCUAUGAGAUAGACGUCCAAGCCACAGAUGGAGGGGACUUGUCCACGCAUUGCAAUGUGGAGGUGCAGGUGAAGGACGUGAACGACAAUGCCCCCGAGGUGAUCAUCACCUCGCUCACCAGCACCCUCUCCGAAGCCGCCCCGCCGGACACCGUGGUGGCCCUCUUCAACGUGCGGGACCGGGACUCGGGGGACAAUGGCAGGACGACCUGCGAGCUGACAGGAGAGCAACCCUUCAGGAUCACGCUGCUGGCAGCCGACGCGUACGCGCUGGUGACAUCAGAGACGCUGGACCGGGAGCAGGUGGAGGAAUACAACGUGACUCUGCGAGCUCGAGACGAGGGCUCCCCCGCCCUCUCGACAUCCAAAACCCUGCUCGUGCGGCUCUUGGAUGUGAACGACAAUGCACCCACCUUCACCCAGGCCAUUUACACCAUGGUGAUGAGCGAAAACGAGCCCGCGGGGAGGAGCCUUGGCCGCCUCAGUGCCACGGACCCUGACGCGGGAGAGAACGCCCGCGUGAGAUACUGGCUAGUGCCGCCACCGACGGGCACCCUCGCCGCCGCAUCAUUCGUGUCAGUGGACGCGGAGAGUGGAACCGUCCGGACUUUGCGCCCACUGGAC
Zonotrichia albicollis (white-throated sparrow) is the source of this 6267-nucleotide messenger RNA. Lineage: Eukaryota; Metazoa; Chordata; Aves; Passeriformes; Passerellidae. The record is from RefSeq and is a predicted model, not a curated record.